Molecule: messenger RNA, 1924 nt
Organism: Plutella xylostella (diamondback moth)
Lineage: Eukaryota; Metazoa; Arthropoda; Insecta; Lepidoptera; Plutellidae
Product: BRCA1-associated RING domain protein 1
Biological process (GO): protein K6-linked ubiquitination
Cellular component (GO): BRCA1-A complex; BRCA1-BARD1 complex
Molecular function (GO): ubiquitin-protein transferase activity; protein binding
Source: RefSeq, a predicted model, not a curated record
UUUGUUUUGCUCCGCUCCUCAAUUUUCCCGCGAGCGUGAAAGAAAUCUGAUUAUUUAUUGCAAAAAACUUUGAAAUAAACUUUGCAAUGUCUUCUACGAAGCUGAGUACGUUUCUACGAGCCUUAGAAAAUGUGAAACAAGAUCUAACGUGCGGUGUUUGCGGUGAGCUUUGCAACGACGCCGUCACUUUAAGCAAAUGUUUUCAUUUGAUUUGUGCAGAACAUUUUGAUGGGCUUAAAAACUGCCCUACGUGCAACAUUGCGCUCGAUGGAUGUAAAUCAUUCACCGACAAAGAUCUGGCCUCUACGAUAUCUUCAACUAAAGUUCUGGAUGACAUGUUUAAGCCUUACAGAACUGAGAAAGAAAAUGUACAUUCAAAUUCGAGAGGAGACAAUUCUGCUGUUUCAGAACAGGUUAAAAAGCGACGAGCUAUUAAAAAGAAGGAGGUGGUUGAUAAACCAGACAUAGUUGUCACAGAACACAGUACAGAGAAGGCCUCUGCUAAGAAAACUACUCAACAAAGUAACAAAACUGAUGAGCUGACUAUAAAAAAAGUUGACUCUGGUAAGGCAGCAUCUAAAGCAACCCAAGAGAACCUCAACGCAUCCGUCUUAUCAAACAUCAGCAGCUCUAAGUUAAACAAAACUGUAGAGAAAAGGAAUUUGAAAGGAGAGACAGCCCUGCAUGUGGCCUGUCGUCUCGGCAAAAUUGACAAAGUCACCGAACUCCUUAACUUAGCAGCCAACCCUAAUACAAAGGAUAAUGCUGGUUGGACUCCGUUACAUGAAGUUGUUCAAAAUGGACGGCUAGAUUUAGUAAAGCUGCUCUUACAACAUAAUGCUUUGUUAAAUGUUCCCGGUCAGGGUAAUGAGACACCACUCCAUGAAGCAAUAAGGUACGGCCAUAAGGAUAUUGUCAAAGAACUUGUGAUAAACGGUGCUGACGUAAAUGCUCGAAACAUAAAAGGAGAAUGCCCAAAAGACUUGGCUACAGGUGAAAUGAGAGAAGUUUUAGACUCUGCAGCUGAAAAUAUAGUUCAAACACAAAGUGCGAAUGUCACACAUAUUUCCGCUAUGCACUCUGAGAUAGAUUAUGAUGACAUUAGAGUAUACUGCGUGUCGGAAACUCGUAAGGCUCAAAGUAAGCUUAAAUUGCUAGCCAAACACCACAGUAAUCUACACAUAGAGGUAAAAUUCAACAAGAAAGUCACUCAUUUGAUUGUUGACACUGAAGAUGAUCUGACUUGCAUACCAACGUUAGACAUCCUGCAUGGAAUAACAAAUGAACUGUGGAUUCUCAGUUCCAAUUGGAUAAUGAACUCAUCAGAGGAAAAAUUAGAAUCAUUUGACAAGUAUGAAGUGGUUGGAGUAGGAAAAGACACAUUUAACGGUCCAAAAGUUGCAAGAUUCAACAAAUACAAACAACUGCCUGGUCUAUUCAAUGGCUGCCACUUUUAUUUGCAUAACUUCACAUCAAAAUAUGAAAUAUCAAAGCAAAUUGUGUUGACAAAGGCAGUAUUGUCCAAACUAAUAACAGAUGCCGACGGUGUUGUGCUAAGAAGGGUUCCGAAUCCAGAAUCAAUACCAGAGUCUGAGAAAUUAGUACCGUAUCAUGCGAGGAAAGAUGGGCCCUUGGUAGAAUGCUCACAUUAUAUUAUUUUCAAAGAUAUGUAUGAACCGAGGUACAAUAUGAAGCAUCUGAAAGCCUUGCCGGUGGGAUGGCUGAUUGAGUGCAUUGAAAAGUAUGAGCUUUGUGAUCCUUAAUUAACUGUUUCAUUAUGUACUAUGUAUGUAUAGCUUCUAUUUAGUUAAUUUGUAUUUACUUUGAUCGGAAUUUGGGGCCAAUACUUUGUUCAAUUCUAAUUUGAGAAAUGUAUAAUAAUUAUUAAUUUAUUUGGAAUAAAUAUAACUACUAUCUUAUAAAA